AUGAAGGAUAUUAAUUAAAACAUUGCAUUAUUGCCUGAAGAUCAUAAAAAUAGAUAGAAAUACGAGGAUGCUCGCUCAAUGAACCAUAAAGGUCCAAUUAAUGAUUAUCUCAAUUUUGGCAAAGCAUUUAUGUGCUCUUUAGGAUUUUUGGGUCUAUAUACUACUAUCUAUAGCGCCUAAAAUAUUUAAACAGUUGUUUUUCAGAGAGAUGGAUAUGAUAGCUUGGGCUUUUACUCAAAUGCUGUGGCAUAUCUAUUUUAAGGACUUGGAAGUGUUUUUUGCGUGUUUAUCUAGGAAAAGAUUGGAGAUAUUUUAACUAUGGCGUAUGGAGCUGUUCUCAACAUUCCAUUUAUGAUUAUAAUCAUCUUACCAGCAUUGAAAUCAGAAAACCUCAAGAGUAAAAGCUGGGUUUACUCUAAUGGAUUCGUUUAUGCAAUGAUUUUACUUGCAUCGGUAUUCAAUGGAUUCGGAUAAGGUAUAUCUCAGCCUAGCUCCGGUACCUACAUCGCUCAAUGUGCAACAGAGAAGACCAAAGGUUUUUUCUUUGCCUUCUACUGGGCGUUUUACAUGGGCUCUUAAGUAUUUGGCAGUUUAAUUGCUGCCUUUGUAUUAGGUGCUUUCGACUAAAAAUACUUUGUUAUUAUCAUGGCAGUAAUAGGAAUUGCUUCUUGCAUAUUACUAUUCUUUUUAAAAAAGCCCAUUGUUUAGCAUCAGCAUGACCAUCACUUUGCUAAGGAGGACAAGAAUCAAAUUGAUUUGAACGAGGAAGAGAAAGAAAAAGUAGAAGAAGUGAAGAGAGAAAGUGAAGUUAAUUAACAAAAAGGUGAAAGUAGGUAUUCAUUAUAGACAAAGAAACUGACCUUAAAGUAAGCAGUUGCAUCUAUGUGGAAAUUCUUUUAUAAUAAAAGAUUCUUAGUUCUUGCUCCUUAAUUAUUUUGGACUGGCAUAAGUAUCGCUUAUUACUCUGGUAAUUUGGUAGAGAUGAUGUCAGAUUCCUUGCAGAAGGAUGGCAAAGACGAUUAAGAGUAGUUUAAGCUUUCUAUGUUGGCUAUGGUGCUGUUUGGGGUUGGAGAGAUUCUGGGAUGCUUCUUUAUCGGUUUUAUUGUAGAUAGAAAGGGUAGUAAAGUUGCGACGAUAUUCAAUCUAGUUAUAAUUUUGAUAAUGGGAGCUGUUACCAUAACUUUCAUUGAAGUCUAUAAGUAUGGAGCUCUUGCAUUCAUUAUGUGCUUCUUCUGGGGUUUCUAAGAUAGUGCGAUCAAUACUCACUCAUAGGAAAUUUUGGGAUUCGAAUUUGAUAAUAACUCAGAGCCGUUCUCAGUUUACAAUAUCCUAUAAUGUGUGGCAUGCUUCAUUUUUUAGAUAAUUGAGAGUGCAGUAAAUGACUAGGAUGAUUACAGAUGGUAUACCAUUAUGGUUACAGGACUUGGAUUCAUCUUCUGUGGAAUGCCAUUCUUCUUUGACUUCCAUGAAAAAUUAGACACUGAGACAGUGGAUGAUGACUUUGAUACAAGACCCAAGUAAUUAUCACUUGACAGCAAUAGCCAAAUAAGUAAAAGAAUUCUAGAUAGACAGGACUCAGCAGAAUAAAAAUUUAAUGCAGGCAUUGGAACAAUUAGAUCUUCUUCAUUAGAUAAUUCAAACACAUCUUUGUCUUUCUCAAAUAGCAAGCUUUAAAAUUCUGUAACUAAACAACAGAAAUUGGUAUUCUGA
Molecule: messenger RNA, 1710 nt
Organism: Stylonychia lemnae
Lineage: Eukaryota; Ciliophora; Spirotrichea; Sporadotrichida; Oxytrichidae
Source: the annotation of a GenBank genome assembly